Molecule: messenger RNA, 450 nt
Organism: Aspergillus eucalypticola CBS 122712
Lineage: Eukaryota; Fungi; Ascomycota; Eurotiomycetes; Eurotiales; Aspergillaceae
Exons: 1
Coding region: 148-375 (75 amino acids)
Source: RefSeq, a predicted model, not a curated record
GAACAGAAGGGCAACGAAAUUUGAAUGAACAAGGGGAUAGACGGGAGGAGGGUCGAGAAGAGGACGCGCAAUGGAAAGCAGCAGGGAAACAGAAAGCCCAGAAAAUAAGUAUCAAAUACCCACUGCGUAAGCCCAAUAGAACUCCAAAUGUCAGAAAGCUCAGAAGAUCAAAUAGCCACUGCUAAACACCAACCGAACUCCAUAACUUCAGAUAGCCACCGCGUGACCCCGACAAAACUCCAAAUGUCAGAAAGCCAUACCAACUCCAACAAGCAACAGCCAACAGCCAACACCAACACCAAAGAUUGGAAUAGAUAUAAAAAGAAACAAAAGACUGCACUCAAUCGGUGCACCUGUGCGUUGACAUGUCAGUGACACCUAUGAUCGGUGCUAUCAUAAAGUUGCGCGUCUUGUUCUCUUCGGUAGGUUUGUCACCUCAUCCCAUCGUCC